This is a messenger RNA of Papaver somniferum (opium poppy), 438 nucleotides long. Its product is annotated as pyruvate kinase 2, cytosolic-like. The record is from RefSeq and is a predicted model, not a curated record. Lineage: Eukaryota; Viridiplantae; Streptophyta; Magnoliopsida; Ranunculales; Papaveraceae. The transcript has 3 exons. Gene Ontology annotation, biological process: glycolytic process. Gene Ontology annotation, molecular function: pyruvate kinase activity; potassium ion binding; magnesium ion binding. Gene Ontology annotation, cellular component: cytoplasm. The coding region runs from base 1 to 438 and encodes 145 amino acids.
AUGGAUUAUAAAGUGAAAAUUGAUAAUAAAUGUGCAUAUCUUGUUGUUCACUUGUUUCAGGUUAUGUUAGAUACAAUAGUCCCUGAAUUGCAAGUUCUUAAUAAAAGUGAAAAAUCGAUUGCACUGAAGGCUGAAUCAUCGGUUGUUUUGACUCCGGAUCAAGAUAAAGAAGCAACUUCAGAUGUAUUUCCAAUCAAUUAUGAUGGAUUAGCAAAGGCAGUAAAGAAAGGAGACACCAUCUUUCUAGGUCAAUACCUGUUCACAGGAAGUGAAACUACAUCAGUUUGGCUUGAGAUAUGUACUUUACCUGGAAGCGGUGCAGCAGAUAUGUACUCGAAUUGUAAGCAGCGGAUAUAUAUGUAUCAAACGACAUCAAAGUUGGCUGGGAGACAACCGGCCGUUGAUGAUGAGCAUAUGGAGUUGGUACUAUGGUAUUGA